AUGUCUUCCUGUUCUGAAAUUGAAUUUGAAUUAUCGGACUUAGAAGAAGGUAAUUUAAUUGAUUGCCUUCUUACAGUAACCACAAUUGGAACUGGAACGUUUGGAAAAGUACAAUUAUGUAGGCAUAAAGUAAAUGGCAAAUAUUACGCAUUAAAAUCUAUGAAUAUUAAACAUCUUAUUGAAAACAGACAAGUAGAACAUGUUUUUAAUGAAAAAAAAAUAUUAAUAUCAAUACGCCAUCCAUUUAUUGUUAGGUUAUAUGAAACUUUUAAGGAUAAGAUAAAUCUUAAUAUGAUUAUGGAAUUUCUUCCUGGAGGUGAAUUAUUUUCCUACUUAAGAACUAUGAAAACAUUUCCUAGUUCAAUGGCAAAAUUUUAUACAGCAGAGAUUACAUUGGCACUUGAAUAUCUUCAUAAAUCUUCUAUUGCUUAUCGUGAUUUAAAACCAGAAAAUUUAAUUCUUGAUCAUGAGGGUCAUAUAAAAUUGACAGAUUUUGGAUUUUCUAAAAGAAUUAUUAAUAAAUCUUACACAACUUGUGGAACAACUGAAUAUUUAGCUCCUGAAAUAAUAGAACAUACCGGACAUAAUAUUUCAGUAGAUUGGUGGGCUUUAGGAAUCUUAAUAUAUGAAAUGAUGACUGGUGAUCCACCUUUUCCAGGAGAAAAUGUAAAAGAAUUUUAUGAACAAAUAAAAAAUUAUGAAAUAAUGUCUUUUCCACCAAAAAUUUUUUCAAUAAAUGCAAAAAAUAUAAUAUCUAAAUUAUUGAAAAAAGAUCCUAGUAAAAGAUUAGGUUGUGGACCAAAAGAUGCUGAAGAAGUUAAGACACACCCAUGGUUUAGUAAUUAUGAUUGGGAAUUAUUAUAUCAAAAAGGUAUUCCACCACCGGUAGUGCCAACAUUAUAUCCAGUUGCUGGAAAUUUUGAUAGUUAUAAUGAUGAUGAUAAUUUUUUAAAAGAAAAACCAUCUCAAUCAGAUUUGGCAAUAUUUGAAGAUUGGUAA
Molecule: messenger RNA, 999 nt
Organism: Strongyloides ratti
Lineage: Eukaryota; Metazoa; Nematoda; Chromadorea; Rhabditida; Strongyloididae
Product: cAMP-dependent protein kinase catalytic subunit PRKX
Exons: 3
Coding region: 1-999 (332 amino acids)
Biological process (GO): protein phosphorylation
Molecular function (GO): protein serine/threonine kinase activity; ATP binding
Source: RefSeq, a predicted model, not a curated record